CCACUCCUCAAUACUCGGUCUAGAUAUACUAUGUCUAUGGUAUGAAUAAACAAGCGAUAUAUCCAACAUGGCAGUUCCCCCGGUUUCAUUAAAUACGCGAAAUAAAAAGCACUUUUUGGGUGUACCGGCACCUUUGGGAUAUGUUGCUGGUGUUGGAAGAGGAGCUACAGGAUUUACAACACGGUCUGAUAUCGGUCCCGCUCGAGAUGCUAAUGACGUUUCAGACGAUAGACACGCUCCACCCACGAAACGUGCAAAGAAGAAGGAAGAAGAGGAAGAAGAUGAAGAAGAUUUAAAUGAUAACAAUUACGAUGAAUUUUCAGGAUAUGGAGGUUCCCUAUUUAGUAAAGAUCCUUACGAUAAAGAUGACGAAGAAGCAGAUGCAAUUUAUGAAGCUAUCGAUAAACGUAUGGAUGAGAAACGUAAGGAAUACAGAGAAAAACGUCUCAGGGAAGAAUUGGAACGCUAUCGUCAAGAACGUCCUAAAAUUCAGCAGCAGUUCUCAGACUUGAAAAGAGAAUUGGUUAAUGUGUCAGAAGACGAAUGGAAAAAUAUUCCUGAAGUAGGAGAUGCUAGAAAUCGUAAACAGCGUAAUCCAAGAGCGGAAAAAUUUACCCCAUUACCAGAUUCUGUCUUAGCGAGGAAUUUAGGUGGUGAAACAUCCACUAGUAUUGAUCCGACUAGCAGUUUGGCCUCUAUGAUGCCAGGUGUGGCAACACCAGGUAUGCUAACUCCCACAGGGGAUCUUGACCUCAGGAAGAUUGGACAGGCCAGAAAUACAUUGAUGAACGUCAAACUGAAUCAAGUUUCUGAUUCUGUGGAGGGCCAAACUGUAGUUGAUCCAAAAGGAUACCUUACAGAUUUGCAAAGCAUGAUACCUACUUAUGGCGGUGACAUAAAUGACAUAAAAAAAGCCAGAUUAUUGUUGAAAUCCGUCAGAGAGACUAAUCCUAACCAUCCCCCUGCAUGGAUCGCGUCUGCGCGUUUAGAAGAAGUGACAGGAAAAGUUCAAGCGGCAAGAAAUUUAAUAAUGAAAGGUUGUGAGGUAAAUCCCACUUCUGAGGAUCUGUGGUUGGAAGCUGCGAGACUGCAGCCGCCGGAUACGGCGAAGGCGGUGAUAGCACAAUCAGUGCGACACAUUCCAACAUCUGUCAGAAUCUGGAUAAAGGCCGCGGAUUUGGAGAUGGAGAUGAAAGCGAAAAGAAGAGUGUAUCGAAAGGCCCUGGAACAUAUCCCGAAUUCAGUGCGAUUAUGGAAAGCCGCCGUCGAAUUGGAGGAGCCCGAGGACGCACGUAUCUUGCUCAGUCGUGCGGUUGAAUGUUGUCCGACUAGUGUAGAUUUAUGGCUCGCUCUCGCUAGAUUAGAAACCUACGAUAAUGCGAGAAAAGUCUUGAACAAGGCCCGAGAGAAUAUCCCGACAGAUAGACAAAUUUGGACUACCGCCGCGAAAUUGGAAGAGGCAAAUGGCAAUAAGCACAUGGUAGAGAAGAUCAUCGAUCGCGCUAUAUCCUCGUUGAGUGCGAACGGGGUAGAGAUCAACAGGGACCUGUGUCCUCUCCUUUUUGUUUCAGUGCAGAAACGGCGCGUGACGCUCGAGCCCAGUGCCCAUCGAUAA
Molecule: messenger RNA, 1615 nt
Organism: Formica exsecta
Lineage: Eukaryota; Metazoa; Arthropoda; Insecta; Hymenoptera; Formicidae
Product: pre-mRNA-processing factor 6-like
Exons: 6
Coding region: 68-1615 (515 amino acids)
Biological process (GO): spliceosomal tri-snRNP complex assembly; mRNA splicing, via spliceosome
Cellular component (GO): U4/U6 x U5 tri-snRNP complex; catalytic step 2 spliceosome
Molecular function (GO): protein binding
Source: RefSeq, a predicted model, not a curated record